GUCAUCGCCGACACGGAAGCGGCCCCCGCGAAGGCGAUGGCCGCCCACGUUGGCCGCUCCGCGCUCCGCCGCGGCUGCUGCUGCCGCUGCCCUCCCCGCCGCGGCCUCCCUCUCCUCCUCGUCUCCUCGCCCGGGCCGCGCUGCCCUCGUCUGCCCAGCAGACCGGGAUUCUUGGUGCCUUCGAGGAGCAUCACAUCAGCUGACAAGGACCUCGCCAGUGCCGUCAUGUCCAAGACCAAGAAAGCGAACACCAGAUAUGAGGAUUUCCUGCUCCGCAAUUUCCCCAACUUCUACAGACUCUAUUCCACCUUCAUGAGAGGUUUCCGUUUGCUGAUGGUGGAUGCAAAAGAAGUGUUUUCAAUCAAGAUGAAGCUGAGUUCCCAAGGGUUUGGUUAUGAAAACCUCACCUACAGAGAUAUGGACAAACUGAGAGAGUUCCGCAGGGACAUCAUUAAGGCGAUUCCUCUCGUGUUGCUGUCCAUUCCUCCGUUCGCCAAUUACGCGGUGUUUGCGCUCAUGUACAUCUACCCCAGGCAGUUCCUGAUCCGCCAGUUCUGGAGCGAGCAGCAGGAGCGUGAGUUCCUGCAGGUGUACCACGACCUCCGUGCUGCUUCGUACGCGCACGUCAUCCCGUUACUGCUCACCCAGGCCCAGGAGCUGCCCGACACCUACAAGCAGAGGACGCUGCUCGAGAUUUGCCACAAGGUGCAGACCAACGGGCAGCCCAGCGUGAACGAACUCCGGUCGGUACAGGCCCUCUUCUCUGAGCCUCCCCUAGACAUUUGGAGUUUAAAGGCAAAUCAGCUGAGGACCCUGAGCCGCGUCAUGGCGCUCACCGCCCGCGUGCCGGCGCCGUGGCUCCGCCGCCGCCUUCUCUCUCAUGCCACGGAAAUCGGCCACCUGGACCGCGCGCUCCUGCGGAUGGGGCCGCAGCAGCUGACGGACGACGAGGUCAGGAAGGCCUGCUACGUUAGGGGCCUCAACCCGUACAUCCUGGGGAUCCAGGCGUGCAGGCAGUGGCUCCAGGAGUGGCUGCUGCUGUCGGCAUCGCUGUCAGAUUCUGAAGUAUCCUUGCGCAUUUUCGCCACGGUGCUACUUUCGGAGAAUUAUCGACGGCACAGCAUCAGCUACUGGAGCAUUCCUGUGGACCCACCAGCACGGAGAGGCCAGGCAUAAACGUCUGGAUGCUUCUCCUCGCAGCAUUUCAUCAACUCCAUCGCGGCCGGAGCAGCACUGGAGGAGGGGUGUAUUACGGCCAACGUCAUGACCAGAUGCACAAACACACCGUAUGGGGUUGGGGGGGGUGUGGAGGUUAUAGUCCCCGUUCUGCCAAAAGAGCAUGGAUUUCUAUCCUGGUGCUGUUAUGUUUUAUUCCUGCAGUGCAUUAUGAUAGUUUAUCCUAGUUUAAAAUACCCGUAAUUUGGUUGACGUUAAUGUCUUGACUAACGAAUGUAAGCACUUGGAGUGGCAUAACAAAAAAUAUAUGUGCUGUGUUGUGCCUGUCGAAUAACCCAAACGUGCGUUGUCAUUGCUGCAUUGUAAUUUACGUGUCCGAUACUUGACCUGAAUUUAGCAUUGUUUUAUAUGUACUGCGAAAGCCUACUGAACACGUGUCGUGGAUUAUUUGAACACAUCUCCGUCGAAAUUCGGUGCCCAUUGGCUCAAUCGCAUUGCUGGGCGGCCUUCACUUCGAUUGACGGUCCUGAGCCGACGUGGUGGUAAUUCCACAUUGUCGUGGCAAGGACCAGUCUCACCGUUGAAAGGCAAGUGCUCUAACGACGGUGGGCGGGUUGUUGUACAGGGUUACCCUGGAUGACGUCGUCAUUCUACUGGGGUUGUACGACAUCGUGAUGCUACGACACGGGUCUACGAUACAAGGUCCGCAAUAAUCGCAUUCUCCAUGUUGCAAAGCAUCGCGAUUUCAUGGUUUAUCCCGUGAAAUUAUAUUUUCAAGAAAAACAUUUCUGACAAUACAAAAGAAUCAUUAAAUUACUUUUAAAAAAUCUAAAGCGCUGUUGCCCAUGAAAUGAGUUGCUUGCGAAACUUUUGUAGAGUAAGUGACAGCGCCGUGUUAUACUUUUCCUACGUUAUUUCAUUCUUAAUUUGUUGCAUAACUUUACAGUUGUAAGCAUUUUUUCUUUUCAAACUUACAAUGAUUCAAAAGCGUAUGGCAGGGCUUAUGUUGAGCAAGCUGCAGCUCAAGAUCUUCAUAAGGAUUCUUUAUUCGGACCGGAGGUACAAGAAACCACAAGAACUCUAAACAGUAACAAUGAGAAAUACAGUUUUCAGAGUAAUGGGAAACCGAUAAUCGUUAUGGUUGCUAAAAUUUCGAGCGUUUCGUGAAAGUGAUAUCGUGACAACCCUAGUUUUUUGGUGUAUUGAGCACUCGUUUUUAUUAUUUCCCCAAGUCGGUCAUCUCGUAGCAACUCGUUUUAACCAUGUGUUUAAUUCACGCCAGGGGUGUUAAAUGCGGGCCACACAUGGUCCCCCAAGCCCCUUCCUCCAGCCUGCCACGUGUUAAAAUUGUUAUGACUUAUCUAUAUAUACAUAUUUGAAAUAAUUUUACCUAAAUUCAACCCGAAUUCAAACCAGACAUUGAAACGGGAGGAUUUGGCGUGGCCCUGCUGCCAAAACAUACAUCAACUCCCCUGUUCCCGCGCUUUCGGAUUUUGAAUCGAUAAAAAAAAUACCGUAUAAUUAUGCUAUGAAUUAUCAUAGGCCCAACUGUGUGGCCCGCGGGAGGUGCGCUUGAAUACAAUUCGAGUUUGACACCGCCCUGGUUUACGCCUUGACGCCAGCUAGGCGCAACGAAGGCAGCUCUUGUUCCACUUGCCUCUCUCACUCGAACCGCGCGUAUUGCUCACUGGCUCGACAGCCGCGCACUUCGUCGGCAAAUUUCACGCGCGCACCCGAGCGACUUGUACUAAAACCUCCCUCGUGCACACUUUUUGUUCAUGGAACGCAUGCCACUUAUAAUUUAUGAAUCUUCCGCGUGAUCAUUAUAUUGUAUUGUAAGUAGGCAAAAAUAAUGUUAGAAAUAAAGGUGCUUGGCGGAAAAUGGAA
Molecule: messenger RNA, 3063 nt
Organism: Petromyzon marinus (sea lamprey)
Lineage: Eukaryota; Metazoa; Chordata; Hyperoartia; Petromyzontiformes; Petromyzontidae
Gene: LETMD1
Product: LETM1 domain containing 1
Biological process (GO): intracellular monoatomic cation homeostasis
Cellular component (GO): mitochondrial inner membrane
Molecular function (GO): ribosome binding
Source: RefSeq, a predicted model, not a curated record